GCGACUCCCAUCUGCUUCCUCCUGCUGCUGUGACAGGUUUUUGUACGAGGGUUUUUCACUGUGUUUGGGGUGGUCCACAGUGAUUGAACAUCCACACAGAGCUGAACAAAAACCCUGCAGCUUCAUCUGAACCGUCUUUAAAACAUGGAAUCGGCCAAAGUUCAGAAAAACAUCAAGAAACAAAACAUCUGCUUCAGCUCAGUGUCUGUCCUGUGGAAGUGGAUUUUUGAACAUGUUUGAGCUGCUCUGAGGACUUCUGACAGUCGAGAGGUUUUUGUACGGGGCUGUAACACUGUGAUGCACUAACAUUUGGAAAUCCGAUCCGUCUCACCGUCACCCCUAAAGAUCGACCUAAAACGACCCCGUCCCUUCACGUUCUGACCCCUCUGGCACCUUCUGCUUAUCCACCGCUGCCCGCUGAUGCUCUGGGCCCAGAGGUCUGUCUGGCCACUGAUUUUUAUCCAAAGGAAGGAGAAAUGAUUAUGAAUGUCAGGGGGGGCCCAGUCAGCGUGAACAUCAGCAACGCCGUUCUGUCCACGAAGACUAAAAGCUACUACUUUGUUGGAUUCAGCAACGAGACCAUCCACUCCUGCGAGCUGUUAGGAGUCUCCACCAAUAACGAAGCUGAUGACGCCUGCAGCAGCGUCUACCCAGAAAAAGCAAAGCUCAACUUCUACCUGCUGGUGAUGAACGGAGUCAGAGUGCUGUUCACCAAGACUUUGGCCUUCAACACCAUCCUGACCAUCAGAGGUCUGCUGGUCUGAGUCCAUCAGCAGGUCGGCGACAUCGGAUCAGAGCUUCAGCUUCAGUUUCUUUCUCCUGUUUUUGAUAAAAGCACAAAUGUUCAGGAAGUCUCCUGUAAAUUCACACUUAUAGCACAAACAUUUUAGGAUCGUUUGCCUUCAUAUAAGAGCAACGUUUCAAAUUCCAACAAAAUCUAAAAGUAAACACAGAAAUUUUGACCCAAAUGGAAAAACGUGGAAACUCCUGAAACAUUUUUAUCAUUUUGUUGUAAAUACAUGCAAAAAACAUUAAACCAGAAACAUAAAAUCUGUUAAAUGUUUCAAAUUAUUUAUGCAAAAUACAGCAAAGACUCGACGUCAGCGUGCAGCGUGGCUGUGCCGAGCUCGCUGACGUCGCCAUCUGGAGCUAAACUUUCCUUUAAACAUUAGUUUGAAAGAACAAAGACUAAUUAAUGAAUCCAGUGAACUGAUUCAACAUGAAAGGCCCUGAUGGUCUCAACAAGAAGAACCAUGUCGUGUGUUAAAUCUGCUGAUGUGUGAAAGUGUGAGGCGAGCUGUGCUGGCAGCUUCGUCCUGCUGUAAAUACAACCUGUCAGCUGUUUGUACAAACAUUACGUUUAUUUUUACUUCCUGUCGUUUAUAACAACAUCGUUUGUAUCUGACUUUUGUCUGUACGUUUUAUUCUCCGCUCUCACUGAAACGUCGUUUGCUUCUAAUACAAAAUAAACUUGCUUGUUUUUGAA
This is a messenger RNA of Haplochromis burtoni (Burton's mouthbrooder), 1486 nucleotides long. RefSeq lists its product as uncharacterized. NCBI's taxonomy places the organism in Eukaryota, Metazoa, Chordata, Actinopteri, Cichliformes, Cichlidae. The transcript has 5 exons. Bases 477 to 764 code for a protein of 95 amino acids. The record is from RefSeq and is a predicted model, not a curated record.